Messenger RNA from Teleopsis dalmanni, 3189 nucleotides. Its product is annotated as HEAT repeat-containing protein 5B-like. The record is from RefSeq and is a predicted model, not a curated record. The transcript is spliced from 4 exons. Gene Ontology annotation, biological process: endocytosis; intracellular protein localization; retrograde transport, endosome to Golgi. The annotation marks the transcript as partial. Lineage: Eukaryota; Metazoa; Arthropoda; Insecta; Diptera; Diopsidae. Gene Ontology annotation, cellular component: endocytic vesicle; membrane; Golgi apparatus.
AAAUCAGAUGGGGAGCAUUUGCAACCAAAUAGCGCCGCUGGGUCGGGUGCUUUAGAACAUGAUCCUUGUUGCUUGUAUCGUCCUCCAACAGUUGGUGUUAUGAGCGCAGCAGCCAUUAGCAAUGCCCUAAAUGCGAGUAAUAAAAUAGAGCAAUGUCCUGGUCCACUGCCUUUAGGUGUGGCAGUUAUUGAUAUGUCGGUUUCGUUAUUCGGCCUAAUCUUUCCAAAAGUCGCCAACAAACACCGUUUACAGAUGUUGGAACAUUUUGGUGAGUGCAUUCGACAAGCUAAAAGCAGCCGCCAAGAAGCUGUGCAAAUGAAUAUAUUCACUGCGCUCCUAAGCGGUCUAAAAGGUUUAACCGAUAGUAAAUCAGGCAUUGGUGAAGAAAACGUUAAGAAAAGUGCAACUAAUUUGAUUGUUGCUGCAUUGGUCAGCUCAAAUGCUACACUACGUUGUGCAGCUGGCGAAGCACUUGGACGUAUGGCACAAGUCGUAGGCGAUUCUCGAUUUACGGCUGAAUUGGCACAAAAUUCAUUUGAUAAACUAAAAUCUGCCAGAGAUGUUAUAACGCGUACAGGUCAUUCUUUGGCUUUAGGAUGUUUGCAUCGUUACGUUGGUGGCAUGGGGUCUUCACAGCAUUUAAAUACAAGUGUAUCUAUACUGUUGGCACUAGCACAAGACACCUCAUCACCAGUUGUGCAGGUUUGGUCGUUGUAUGCUCUAUCGCUUAUAGCCGAUUCCGGUGGGCCGAUGUUCCGUAAUUAUGUAGAAGCUACUCUAUCGUUAAGUUUGAAACUUUUACUUGCGGUACCACACUCUAAUGUUGAUGUACACCAGUGUGUUGGACGUUUGCUGAAUGCAUUAAUUACAACUGUUGGUCCAGAAUUACAAGGUAAUGCAGUCGCUGUUUGUGCUAUGCGGUCUUCAUUCUUGUGCGCGGCUUCGAUAAUGCAAGCACACUCCGAUCCACUUGUGCAGGCUGAAGCUACCGGUUGUCUACAGCAAUUGCAUCUGUUUGCUCCGAAAACCGUGAACCUAUCAACUCUAGUGCCUACACUAGUUAAUACAUUAUCAAGUAAUUAUCUUAUGUUACGCAAAGCUGCUGUACGUAUGGCUCGACAGUUAUCACAUCGAGAAGCUAAAGAAAUAUGUGAAUUAGCGCUUUCAAUUACACCAGAACAGUAUCCGGAUCUUGUCAUCACCGAGUUUGGGCUUCCUGGUUUAUUAUUCGCUAUGCUAGAUUCAGAAACUGAUGCUGAAAUGUUGAAAAAUAUACACGAUACGCUUACUUCCAUGUUACAAAUGUUAGCAUCAGAUAACCUUAGCUCUUGGUUAAGCCUUUGUAAGAAUGUUUUGACUGUUGCUGUGGAAAAUGCAGCAAUACAAGAUGAAAGUAACACAACAAAAAGUGAUCCUUCUAAUAAGAAUUCAAAUGCAGCAGAUAAUGCAACAAAAGAUGAUAAUGACGAUGAUGAUAAUGCGGAUGAUGAUGAUGUCGCUGAAUAUCAUGCUGAGGAAAAUACUUCAACACAUCCUGCUGUGCAGCCACGCUGGCCUACACGUGUAUUUGCUGCGCAAUGUGUUCGGAAAAUUAUCUCCACUUGUGAAUCAGCAAAUCCUAUACAUUUUGAUUUGAUACAAGCUAAAGAAAUGCAAAUGAUUAAAUCUCGUGGUGAUUAUUUAAUUUUACAUUUAGCAGAAUUGAUACGUAUGUCAUUCAUGGCUGCAACUUCUGACUCAGAUCAAUUACGUUUAGAGGGGUUACGUACACUACAGGAAAUUAUAGAUCGAUUUGCUGGUGUGCCUGAACCGGAAUUUCCUGGUCAUCUAUUAUUGGAACAAUUCCAAGCACAAGUUGGUGCUGCCUUAAGGCCUGCAUUUUCACCAGAUACACCAUCACAUGUAACUGCGGCAGCAUGCGAAGUUUGCUCAGCUUGGAUUGGUUCUGGAGUAGCACGAGAUUUGAAUGAUUUACGACGCGUACAUCAGUUGUUAGUAUCAUCACUUGAUAAAUUACACUCGAAAACCAACAGCACACAACUUUACAACGAAUCUAUGGCUACACUAGAGAAAUUAAGCAUUUUAAAAGCUUGGGCUGAAGUAUACAUUGUUGCUAUGAUCGGCAAUGGUUCAGCACCGGCUUCUAUGUUUCAGAAGAAACUAACAACAACCAACAGCAUUUCGCCAUUAACUACAGGCUUAGACUUAGAUAAUGGUGAUUUAAUGAAUGAUGAUUUCGGUGAUUUUGAAAGUCACGGUGAAAGUUUGUUAAGCUUAGUUAAGCCAGAAUUAAGCAAUUUAUCGACGCAUUGGCUGGCAGCUAUGAAAGAUCACGCGCUUUUAUUAUUACCAGCUGAGUUUCAAAGUCAGUUACCACAUGAUGGAGGUGCAUUUUACACUACUGAUACCAUAAACUCUUCCAAGCCUCACUAUUUGACAUCAUGGCCCCCAAUACUUUAUGCAGCUUCCUUAUGGCUUAAGGAUGAAGGAUUUGCUUUACAUUUAAACACGAACUCCGCUAAUUCUAAUGGUGUUGCGGAUAAGACAAAUUUUGAAGCUAAUAAUAAUAUAACACAUGGUUCACUAUCAGCAGAUCGUUUCCAUAUGAUAUUUGGAAUUUGUAUGCAAGCAUUAUGUAGUACACGUACUUCGGAAAAACCCAAAAAUGUUUUAAGUUGUCUACAAUCUUUAUACACAAUUUUCGAUUCGAAUUGGGCACGACAACAGUUAGUCAAAGAUAAAGCUUUAACGAUUGAACUUUGCAACGUUUUACAUCGCCAAAUUUUAACGCGAGAUGAGUUAUUGGUGCAGUUACUCUGCAUGGAAAUUCUCAAGCAAUCCAUACAAGCCGCAAAAGAAGACUUGGAAACAAAAAAGAAUGUAUAUCUGGAACAGCACAAAAAUACGGAUAAUAGUGAAAAUAUUUCACUAAACACAGAAAUAGAAAACUUAGGCGAAGGUGGUACUAAAGGUGAAAUUCCGCCUGGCGAUUCACAUGUGUAUGCAGUUUUAGAAGUGUGCUUAUGCGUUUUUGUACGACAGAUACCAACUAUGAAUCCUAGUGCUGCCAGCAAAUUAAGCACAAUACAAUUUCAGCAAGAACUAGCAGCAAAAAAUAGUUCUUCGCAGUCUUUCUUUUCAGUACUAUCUGAAGAUAAUGGUAUGCUAGUUGCAAGUGGUCUACAAUGU